AUGCCUGAUACAGUAGAAUCCUCACAAAAAUCUCUCUUUCACCCUGCUUUUGGUGAUAACAUCAAAAAAUCCAUCCCCCUUUUUCUUGAUCAUAUAGAUGAUCAACAUACAUCCUGGAAGGAGCUAUUCAACAUCCAUGUAUAUGCAUAUAACGUCAUGGAUCACAUCAAACCCAAGUACCCUAGACCUGAUGAUAUAGACGAGACAACUUGGCUUCAUCUUGAUGUCAUUCCUGGUGCCACCGCUCAAGAACUAUGGGAUCAACUUGAAGAAAAUUUUCAAGACAACAAGGCCACUCGCUCCAUUUAUACUGAAGAAGAAUUCAAUUCCACUCAUUUGGAAUCUUUCUCCAACAUUUAUGACUACUCUUCUCGUCUCAAAAGUAUUUCUGAUCAACUGGAAAAUAUAGGUAAUCCCGUCUCUGAAACUAAGAUGGUACUUCAACUAAUUUCUAGUUUGUCAAAAAGUGAAUACGAUACUGUGGCAACCCUCAUACAACAAACUGAACCAUUGCCUAGCUUUAACAAAGCCACUUCUCAACUGAUACUUGAAGAAACCUGGCAUAAGAAUCAAUCGUCCCGCAUCCCUCAUGCCUUCAUCACCCAGAAAUCCACAGAGUCUUCCUCUGAUGCGAAACCUCCAACAUCAGACUCCAAUCUUGUCGGUCCUAACACAACUACUCGUGGUGGUCGGUGUACUUAUCGGAGACGAGGUGGACACGACAACAAUCGUGGAAGUGGCAGGUGUAGAGGGCGUUUCAACAACUCGGGUCCCUUUUCCUAUCAGUGGCCUUACAAGUGGUAG
This is a messenger RNA of Lactuca sativa (garden lettuce), 804 nucleotides long. RefSeq lists its product as uncharacterized. NCBI's taxonomy places the organism in Eukaryota, Viridiplantae, Streptophyta, Magnoliopsida, Asterales, Asteraceae. The record is from RefSeq and is a predicted model, not a curated record.